Malassezia pachydermatis is the source of this 381-nucleotide messenger RNA. Its product is annotated as profilin. The transcript is spliced from 2 exons. The record is from RefSeq and is a predicted model, not a curated record. The coding region runs from base 1 to 381 and encodes 126 amino acids. Gene Ontology annotation, molecular function: actin monomer binding. Lineage: Eukaryota; Fungi; Basidiomycota; Malasseziomycetes; Malasseziales; Malasseziaceae. Gene Ontology annotation, cellular component: cell cortex.
AUGUCGUGGCAGGGAUACGUGGACACGAACCUAGUUGGCACUGGAAAAGUGUCACAGGCAGCGAUUCUUGGUCUCAAGGGUGGUGUAUGGGCCACCUCUGCUGGCUUCACCAUCAGCCCAGAGGAGCAGAACGCCAUCAUCAAGGGCCUGGAUGACCCUGCGCCUCUGCAAGCGAGUGGCGUGUAUGCCAACGGCAAAAAGUACUUGACAUUACAAGCCAACCCUCGCUCGAUUUACGGAAAGGCAGCGGGUGAUGGCUUGUGCAUUGUGCGUACAAACCAGGCAGUGCUAGUAGGCGCGUACGCCUCGCCGCUCCUUCCAGGUGACGCCAACAAAGUGGUCGAAGGCCUGGCGGACUACUUGAUUUCUGUGGGAUACUAA